GCCACCAUCUCCCAACUCCGUAUAAAAUUUAUGCUCGUUUAUGAGUUCAUGCUCUUCUCCAUUCUUCAAUCUUCGUUCCGCAACCAGUGAAAUCCAGUCAGGACUCAUCACCAGCUCAUUCCAAUUUCAUCAUCACUCAAAAAUGGCUGGUUCUGGAGAUUCACCCACCAGCAACGUUCUUGGCAAAUUUGGACUUCGUCCAAUCACAAAAUGCAGUUUAGCAAAAUUCUACGCACCUUCCCUCGGUGUUGGGGCCUACAUGGGACUCUCUGUCAAUGUCAUGAAUCCUAAUUUAAUUAUGAGAGUGUUCCCCAAGGUGGACAUCACGAACUUUUUACUGGGGGGUGCUCUAGUGGGGACAACCUCCUAUCUUUAUACAAGGGAACACAUGAAAGCUGCCCCCACAGCGGUCAGGAUUACUUAUAGUAUAACUGGAGCACUUCUCCUGAGCUUUGGCUCUGUCCUGGUCUGGGCAGUACUACGCUCAAUCAUCCCACCUAAUGCAACAGUGUCCACAAUAGCUGGUCUGGGCACUGGCUUGGCUGCUAUCAAAAUUGGUCAUAGCUAUCUUGAAUUCGUGGAUAGUCAGGUUGUUAAGAAGUAAUAAUCUCAAAGGAUUACCAUAGGUGCUUAUGAGAUGAAAAAUUAACAACAGCAUACUUAUUAUGAACUAUGAUAAUAAAAUUCUUUAUUGUUGUGUACAA
This is a messenger RNA of Diachasmimorpha longicaudata, 704 nucleotides long. RefSeq lists its product as uncharacterized. The transcript is spliced from 4 exons. NCBI's taxonomy places the organism in Eukaryota, Metazoa, Arthropoda, Insecta, Hymenoptera, Braconidae. The record is from RefSeq and is a predicted model, not a curated record. Bases 41 to 604 code for a protein of 187 amino acids.